Molecule: messenger RNA, 2025 nt
Organism: Oryza sativa Japonica Group (Japanese rice)
Lineage: Eukaryota; Viridiplantae; Streptophyta; Magnoliopsida; Poales; Poaceae
Source: RefSeq, a predicted model, not a curated record
CUCCUCCAGCAAAACCCCCCAUUGCAGACGCCGACCCCCGCCUCGAACUCUCCAGUGCUGCCUCCACAGUUUUCGCCUCGCCGCCGCCGCCGUCGUCGUCGCCAUGGCGAUCACCGCCCAGACCCCCGACAUCCUCGGCGAGCGCCAGUCCGGCCAGGACGUCCGCACGCAAAACGUGGUGGCGUGCCAGGCGGUGGCCAACAUCGUUAAGUCCUCGCUUGGGCCCGUGGGGCUCGACAAGAUGCUUGUGGAUGAUAUUGGUGAUGUUACCAUAACAAAUGAUGGAGCAACCAUUUUGAGGAUGUUGGAAGUCGAGCAUCCAGCAGCCAAGGUUCUUGUUGAGUUGGCUGAGCUUCAAGACAGAGAGGUGGGAGAUGGAACGACAUCUGUUGUGAUAAUAGCCGCAGAAUUGCUAAAGCGGGGCAAUGAUCUUGUGAGAAACAAAAUCCAUCCGACAUCUAUUAUCAGUGGCUACAGGCUUGCUAUGCGUGAAGCUUGCAAAUAUGUUGAAGAAAAGUUGGCUGUCAAGGUUGAUAAACUUGGAAAGGAUUCUCUUAUAAACUGUGCGAAGACAAGCAUGUCCUCGAAGCUGAUUAAUAGUGACAGUGAUUUCUUCGCAAAUCUGGUUGUCGAUGCAGUCCAAGCUGUGAAGACCACAAACGCUAAGGGAGAAGUGAAGUAUCCUAUCAAGAGCAUUAAUAUUUUGAAAGCCCAUGGUAAAAGUGCCAAGGACAGUUACCUGCUGAAUGGGUAUGCACUAAACACAGGCCGUGCAGCUCAAGGAAUGCCUACUAGAGUAACCCCGGCAAGAAUUGCAUGUCUUGAUUUUAACCUUCAGAAGACAAAAAUGCAAUUGGGUGUUCAAGUCCUUGUAACUGAUCCAAGGGAACUUGAGAAAAUUCGUCAGAGAGAAUCUGACAUAACAAAGGAGCGAAUUGAGAAAAUUCUGAAGGCUGGUGCUAAUGUUGUACUGACCACUAAGGGAAUUGAUGAUAUGUCACUGAAGUACUUCGUUGAGGCUGGAGCAAUUGCUGUAAGGCGUGUGCGUAAGGAGGAUUUGCGCCAUGUUGCCAAGGCUACUGGUGCAACUAUGGUAUCUACAUUUGCUGAUAUGGAAGGUGAAGAGACAUUCGAUUCAUCGUUCCUUGGACAUGCUGAUGAAGUUGUUGAGGAAAGAAUUGCUGAUGAUGAUGUAAUUUUGGUGAAAGGAACAAAGAACACCAGCGCUGUCUCAAUUAUACUUAGAGGCGCAAAUGACUUCAUGCUAGAUGAGAUUGACAGAUCAUUGCAUGAUGCAUUGUGCAUUGUGAAGAGAACUCUGGAAUCCAAUAUGGUUGUUGCUGGUGGUGGUGCAGUUGAAGCUGCAUUGUCUGUAUACUUGGAGAAUCUUGCUACAACCCUUGGGUCCAGGGAACAGUUGGCCAUUGCUGAAUUCGCGGAAUCUUUGUUAAUCAUUCCAAAGGUUCUUUCUGUCAAUGCUGCAAAAGAUGCAACUGAGCUUGUAGCAAAGCUUAGGGCAUAUCAUCAUACUGCUCAAACAAAGGCUGAUAAGCAACACUUUUCAAGCAUGGGUCUUGACCUUUCAAAAGGUAUCAUUCGCAACAACCUUGAAUAUGGUGUCAUUGAGCCAGCAAUGAGUAAAGUAAAGAUUAUUCAGUUUGCCACUGAGGCGGCCAUUACUAUCCUGAGGAUUGAUGACAUGAUCAAACUUACGAAGGAAGAGAGCGGGAACGAAGAGUAACAAGCAUUGACACUCAUUUUUGUGAUCACGAGUGAUCUGCUAUGUGUGAUGGUUGUGAUAGACCCCUAGAAUGUUUGUAAGUUUUUUGUUUGUCUUUAAUUAGACAUUCACUUAGGAUAUUGUACCAAGGAGUUCCGGGAGAAUGUGUAUCCGUAUUGUGUUUAAUGCUAUUUUGGAACGACCGUCACGGUUUACUCUCUAAGACUGUUGCGGGCAAAGCUGCUCUGUUUUUAAAACGAGGACCUCUUGCAGACUGUUGCGGUAAAGAUACUAUGUUUUCAAAA